Molecule: messenger RNA, 5029 nt
Organism: Cynocephalus volans (Philippine flying lemur)
Lineage: Eukaryota; Metazoa; Chordata; Mammalia; Dermoptera; Cynocephalidae
Gene: HERC3
Product: HECT and RLD domain containing E3 ubiquitin protein ligase 3
Exons: 26
Coding region: 247-3399 (1050 amino acids)
Molecular function (GO): ubiquitin-protein transferase activity
Source: RefSeq, a predicted model, not a curated record
UGGCCGGGUGGGAAGUCACUCACCCGGCGCAUUCCGCCGUCCGCAGGCUUGCGGGGAAACUUCCUUAUUAUUGUGACGCCGAAAACGGAGAAACCCCGAGCCGUACCAGAGGGGUUGUGACACUCGGAAUCCCCAGCUGCGGUUCGGAGGCUGCUGAGAUCUCUAAGGUGUGGUGGAACACUUCUGGCUUCUAGUCCAAAUGCCAAGUGUGUGAUCUGUGGCAUGAGUCCCUGAAGGAUAAGGACAAUGUUAUGUUGGGGAUAUUGGUCUCUGGGCCAGCCUGGUAUCAGCACCAACCUGCAAGGAAUUGUGGCUGAACCCCAGGUGUGUGGAUUCAUAUCUGACAGAAGCGUCAAGGAAGUGGCCUGUGGAGGAAACCAUUCUGUGUUCCUGCUGGAGGAUGGGGAAGUUUACACGUGUGGUUUGAACACCAAGGGGCAGCUGGGCCAUGAGAGGGAAGGAAACAAGCCAGAACAAAUUGCAGCUUUGGCAGAUCAGCACAUCGUUCAUGUGGCAUGUGGUGAGUCCCACAAUCUGGCCCUCAGUGACCGGGGCCAGCUGUUUUCUUGGGGUGCAGGGAGCGAUGGUCAACUAGGACUCAUGACUACUGAGGAUUCUGUGGCAGUGCCCAGGUUAAUACAAAAGCUCAACCAACAGACAAUAUUACAAGUUUCCUGUGGCAACUGGCAUUGCUUGGCUCUUGCAGCUGAUGGCCAGUUCUUCACAUGGGGAAAGAACAGCCAUGGGCAGCUGGGCCUGGGGAGGGAGUUCCCCUCCCAAGCCAGCCCGCAGAGAAUGAGGUCCCUGGAGGGGAUCCCACUGGCUCAGGUGGCUGCAGGAGGGGCUCACAGUUUUGCUCUGUCUCUGUCAGGAGCUGUUUUUGGCUGGGGGAUGAAUAAUGCAGGGCAGCUAGGGCUCAGUGAUGAAAAAGAUCGAGAGUCUCCGUGCCAUGUGAAACUCUUACGAACACAAAAAGUCGUCUAUAUUAGUUGUGGAGAAGAACACACAGCGGUCCUCACUAAGAGUGGAGGUGUAUUUACUUUUGGCGCUGGUUCUUGCGGGCAACUUGGACAUGACUCCAUGAAUGAUGAGGUUAAUCCAAGAAGAGUUCUGGAGUUGAUGGGCAGUGAAGUAACUCAGAUUGCUUGUGGCAGACAACAUACUCUAGCCUUCGUGCCUUCUUCUGGACUCAUCUAUGCAUUUGGUUGUGGAGCAAGAGGUCAAUUAGGAACUGGGCACACUUGUAAUGUUAAGUGCCCAUCCCCUGUGAAGGGUUACUGGGCCGCCCACCAUGGCCAGCUUUCAGCUCGAGCUGAUCGCUUUAAAUAUCAUAUUGUUAAGCAGAUCUUCUCUGGAGGAGACCAAACUUUUGUACUUUGCUCCAAGUAUGAGAAUUCUUCUCCUGCUGUUGACUUCAGGACUGUGAAUCAAGCACAUUAUACCAGUUUAAUAAAUGAUGAAACCAUAGCAGUUUGGAGGCAAAAACUCUCAGAACACAACAAUGCAAAUACAAUCAAUGGUGUUGUUCAGAUAUUAUCUUCUGCAGCGUGUUGGAAUGGAAGUUUUCUUGAAAAAAAAAUUGAUGAACAUUUUAAAACAAGUCCCAAAAUCCCUGGGAUUGACUUGAACUCAACUAGAGUGUUAUUUGAGAAGUUAAUGAACUCUCAGCACUCCAUGAUUCUCGAACAGAUUUUAAAUAGCUUUGAAAGUUGCCUGAUACCCCAGUUGUCGAGUUCACCACCAGAUGUUGAAGCAAUGAGAAUCUAUCUAAUACUACCUGAGUUUCCCCUGCUCCAGGAUUCCAAGUAUUAUGUAACGUUAACUAUUCCCUUGGCUAUGGCCAUUCUGCGACUGGAUACAAACCCCAGCAAAGUAUUAGAUAACUGGUGGUCUCAGGUAUGCCCGAAAUAUUUUAUGAAGCUGGUAAACCUCUAUAAAGGUGCAGUCCUUUAUCUACUAAGGGGAAGAAAGACAUUCUUAAUUCCUGUACUGUUUAACAAUUAUAUUACAGCAGCUCUCAAGCUCUUGGAGAAGUUAUAUAAGGUAAAUCUUAAAGUGAAGCAUGUGGAAUAUGAUACAUUUUACAUUCCUGAGAUUUCCAGUCUCGUGGACAUUCAGGAAGACUACCUCAUGUGGUUCUUGCAUCAAGCCGGGAUGAAGACUAGACCAUCUAUAAUACAGGAUGCUGUAACACUUUGUUCCUACCCUUUCAUCUUUGAUGCCCAAGCCAAGACCAAAAUGUUACAGACUGAUGCUGAACUACAGAUGCAGGUGGCGGUCAACGGAGCCAACCUGCAGAAUGUCUUCAUGCUUCUCACCCUGGAGCCUCUGCUGGCCAGAAGCCCCUUCCUGGUCCUUCACGUUCGCAGGAACAACCUCGUUGGUGAUGCCCUAAGAGAGCUGAGCAUUCAUUCUGAUAUUGAUUUGAAAAAGCCUCUCAAAGUAAUCUUUGAUGGUGAAGAAGCAGUGGAUGCUGGUGGUGUUACAAAGGAGUUCUUUCUUUUGCUAUUAAAAGAACUUUUGAAUCCCAUCUAUGGAAUGUUUACCUACUAUCAGGAUUCAAGCCUCUUGUGGUUUUCAGAUACGUGUUUUGUAGAGCACAAUUGGUUUCACUUGAUUGGCAUAACCUGUGGACUAGCUAUCUACAACUCCACUGUGGUUGAUCUCCACUUCCCGUUGGCUCUCUACAAGAAGUUACUGAACGUAAAGCCGGGCUUGGAAGACUUAAAGGAGCUGUCACCUACUGAAGGAAGGAGUCUUCAACAGCUUUUAGAUUACCCUGGGGAAGAUGUUGAGGAGACUUUCUGCCUCAACUUCACGAUCUGCCGAGAAAGUUAUGGGGUGAUUGAACAGAAGAAGCUGAUACCUGGGGGAGACAAAGUGACUGUAUGCAAGGAUAACAGGCAGGAAUUUGUGGAGGCUUAUGUGAAUUAUAUCUUCCAAAUCUCAGUUCAUGAAUGGUACACAGCCUUCUCCAGUGGCUUCCUAAAGGUGUGUGGAGGCAAAGUGCUUGAGCUCUUCCAGCCUUCAGAACUGAGGGCCAUGAUGGUGGGGAACAGCAACUACAACUGGGAAGAACUAGAAGAGACUGCCGUCUACAAGGGUGAUUACUCAGCCACACAUCCCACUGUGAAACUAUUUUGGGAAACAUUUCAUGAGUUUCCAUUGGAAAAGAAAAAGAAGUUUCUUUUGUUCCUGACAGGCAGCGAUCGGAUUCCCAUCUAUGGCAUGGCCAGCCUGCAGAUUGUCAUCCAGUCCACAGCCAGUGGGGAGGAGUACUUGCCUGUGGCCCACACUUGCUACAACCUUCUUGACCUCCCCAAGUACAGCAGCAAAGAGAUUCUGAAUGCACGGCUGACCCAGGCCCUUGACAACUAUGAGGGGUUUAGUUUGGCCUGAGCCUUCCCAACUUGUUCUGGAUUUCCCUUCCUUCCUCAGUGUCUACAUUGAGGCCUAUACAGAAAAUCAUGGGGAGUGAUUUCUAUUUUUUUAUUGUCUAAGUGGGUUGGGACUUUUGAAUCCUAAACCUGGUCGAUGUGUUUUCUGUGGUUGUAAGGAGUAAACAACCUGUUUGAAAAAUCAGGAGUAGGGGUUGGGGAUGGGUUGAAAAAUUGGCUGUUGUGUGGGAAGUGUUUUAGUUUUAAACCAAACUAUCCAGUGUUCCUUGCACUGUGAAUAUAUUGCAUUCUGCUGAAUGAAAUGACAGUGGAUUUUUAAACUUUCAUUUCCCAGAUGUCUCUCUCAGCCCUGAUCUUUCCUCACAGUGCUUCCUUGUCCUUGUCUCAACUUCUCAUUCCUCUACAAGAAUGAUUUUGACUGCCCUGCCCUUUCUUACCUGUGCAUGCAGAACAUCUUCUUCUGCAGCCUUGGAAAUGCCCUGGCUUGCUGCAGCCUUCCUCUAACCCACAGGAGGAAAGGACUACUUCAGAAACUCCCAAUUCCAAAAAGCUCAGUCUGGGUCCAUUACUUUGGUGGAACUCUUGAGAAUUUAUGGGAGCCUCCAUGGACACAUCUUGCUUUAAAAAAAAAAAAAAAAAAGUUCCUGAGGCAAUAGCAACCUUCCCUGGCUGUGCCUGUUUCCUAGACCUCUUUAAAGAUGUGCAGGGCAGCCUAGAAUUACAGCUGAGCCUAAUCUUGUUUUGUUGCUCAGCCAUGUCCCUUUGGCAGUUAGGGGAAUGAUAGGCCCUCACCCCUUCUAUCUUGCUUUUGGAGCAUUAAUUUUUUUAAGAGUCUCUAUGUUGUCCAAGAAAAGUAGAAAUAAUAAAUUUCUCACCCUUUUCUGUCACUUUAUGUACGCUACCACUUUCUCUUUCUUCUCUUCCCUCCUUUUUCUACCAUCCUUUCUUUCUUACGUUCCUUUCCUCUCUUCUUCCCUUCAUCCCAUUCUGUUACUUUUUUUUUUUUUUUGUCUUUUUCGUGACCGGCACUCAGCCAGUGAGUGCACUGGCCAUUCCCAGAUAGGAUCCGAACCCGCGGCGGGAGCGUCGCCGCGCUCCCAGUGCUGCACUCUCUCGAGUGCGCCACGGGCUCGGCCCCCAUUCUGUUACUUAAUGUUCCCUUGCUCCCCUCUCUUUCUAGUGAAUGCAUGGAGUCUUUUUUUUUUUUUUUUUUUUUUAAUUUAAAUUGCAAAAUUUCUACUCAGAUUUUUUUUUUUUUUUUCUCUUGCCUAAUUGCUAAGACUUAAGGUCAUUCUUUAUUAUGGAACUUUUGUUUAUCACAUAUGAAAUAUUUGUUUACAGUGGGAUUUUGGGGGGAUUGUGUUUAAAUCAAAUGUAUGUAUCUCAAAAAUAAUGACAUGCUCAACCUUCCUCAUCAUGGGAUAAGAAAAUUCUAUGUGAUCAAAAAAUCCAUGUAAGCCUAAUUUUAAAUUCCUAGUAACUAGAGAAGAGUCUUAUUUAUAUAAAAUGAAGUAUUUAUGAACCGUGAUACAGCAUCAAAUCUCAAUGAAGGAUUGUAGAUUUUUGCUUUUUCUUUUUGUUUUUAAAACUUAUUCCAAUUGCUAAAUUGGUAGUUUUUCAGCCUUUAUAAA